AACAAUAUUACAAGCACCAGGAAAACACCUGACAGGGACACAACCACUUCAUUCUGUCCCUGUCAUCUGACCGGACACAGCUAUAGUUUUGGCUCAGGGAGAGAUAUGUGAACCAUUCCUGUUUAAGUCCUCUGACUUUGGAUCUAAGCAGGCAGCAGAUUGGGUUGGUUUUUUGAAAUGAAUGCAGGUCAGUCCUCCAGUGUUGUUCCAAUUGGUGAAGGAAAGUCCUGUUCCAGGGCUGAAUUUUCCUCGUUUUUGAACACCUACAACUGCUUUCUUAAAGACAAAACGCACCUGCAGCUUGUAGUUUGUGAGAAUGCUGGGCAGGUGACAUUUGAAGGCAUUCUGGUCAUUUCAUGGGGAGUAAAGAGACCCAUUCGGCUACAAAUACAAGAUGAGAAACCAAUUUUUCCAAAUGAGUCUUCAGUCAAGUCACCAGAUCCCAUCAGUCCACUUGGAAGCAAAAGGGGUAUGACACGCUGGGGAGAAUUUGAUGAUCUUCAUCAUAUUGAUGAACUGGAAGAAGAUAUUCAGGAUGGAUCCAAAAAUCCUGACAAUCCCACUGAAGACUACAUUGAAUAUGAGAGCAAGACUUUAAGACUUCCUCGGCACAGGUUAAUCAGUGACAAAAGUUCGAAUCUGUUCCGAACCAUGAGUGACGCCUCGCUGGUGAAGAUGAGGGUGAAGAGUAAGAAGAUGGUAGAACGACAGAAGAACAGAACCAAUCGCUUCUCCAUCAAUGGACACUUUUACAACUACAUGACAUCCAUUUUCACACCAUCAUAUGGAGCAACCACAAAUGUCCACAUUAACAGCAAGAUGACAACACAAGAGGUCAUUACACAACUACUUCAAAAAUUUAAAAUAGAAAACAAUCCUAAUGAAUUUGCUCUUUACUGUAUUCAUCAAAGUGGAGAGAAAAAAAGGCUGAGCAGUUCAGAUUUUCCAUUGUGGGAGCGUCUUCUUCAGGGACCCUCAAACAGCAUUAUGAAGAUGUUCCUCAUGGACACAGACGAACAGGAAAUUAGUCUUGAUGUGGCUCAAUACCUCAAUUUAGAGCUGCCAAUUUUGAGGGUAAUUCUACAGAAGCUGGAGGAGCAAGAGAAUCAAGAAGCACAAAGGAUCAUUUCAAAGUAUGAACAUCAACGCAAUCUCUUAUUGCAAUGCUUGAAUAAAAAGUUGAUUAAGACUGAGACAACUGUAUAAAAAAGACUUAAGAGAGACUGUUGCAACAUGAGACUGUUUUCCACUUGGUGUGAUCCAAAGAAUAUAAGAUGAAAUGGAAAAAAACAUGAUAUCACUGGAUCGAUUUCAAGACUAACAAGAGGAAUCAUUUGAGAUGUUGAGAAGUGCACAUAUGACAUGUUUAAAACUGUUUUACUCAUAUAGUUGUGUUUACAAUGUAAAAUAGUUUUCACAUAAGUGUAAUUACAAUAUUUAUCAUGUGUCAAACCAAAUAAAAUGCUAUUUGACUUGUAGUUUGAGAAGUAACUAUAAGAUUUGCACUGUGGUUUGCUCUCAAGCAUUCUCAUUCUUGAAAAUGUAUAAAAACAGUCACUGGAAGAAAAAAAAUCUUUAGUUUGAAAAAUAAAUAUGGACACUGUUGCUAAUGGAAUGUUGUGUUUGGAAAAGUGAGAUCAGCCUGGAAAUGUCUAGACAUAGUAUUCUGGCAAACAUCUUUGCUAUUUGUUAACAGGGGUUUCUAAAUAUUUGUAGUGCAUAAACCUUUCUGCUUGGCUAAAUGUAUCAUUUUAAUUGAUUGUUUUUGUAUACACUCUUAGAAGAAAAGGUCCCAUAUAGAACCUAAAAGGGUUAUAUCACUCUCUUCAUGUUUGGAACCCCUAAAAGUUUCUAAAUCAAACCAUUUUUAAGGGUUCCAUCAAACGAACCAUAAAGGGUUCUUUGAGACAAGUUUUUAAGGGUUUCAAACAUGGAAUCGUAACA
Xyrauchen texanus (razorback sucker) is the source of this 1944-nucleotide messenger RNA. RefSeq names its product Ras association domain family member 6 (gene rassf6). Gene Ontology annotation, biological process: signal transduction. The coding region runs from base 178 to 1206 and encodes 342 amino acids. The record is from RefSeq and is a predicted model, not a curated record. The transcript has 11 exons. NCBI's taxonomy places the organism in Eukaryota, Metazoa, Chordata, Actinopteri, Cypriniformes, Catostomidae.